AUGGCAAAGAGGAGAAAUCAGGAAAUAUUAUCGGUGGCAAAAAAAAGUAAAGUGGAAAAUCAGGAUGAAAGCUCUUCUGACAACCUGUGUCCAGAAGACCUGCAGAAAAAUGGAGACUCAAAUAGCGUCAUUAAGGAUAGGUUGUGUCAAGCUGUACGACACAGUGCCAAGCAAUUCCUUGAUCCAGUACGGAAAUUUAAUGGACAACCAGUGCCUUUUCAGCAGCCAAAGAUUUUUACUGGAGGUGUGAUGAGGUGGUACCAAGUGGAAGGCAUGGAGUGGCUAAGGAUGCUUUGGGAAAAUGGUAUCAAUGGCAUUUUAGCUGAUGAAAUGGGGUUGGGGAAGACAAUCCAGUGUAUUGCAACAAUAGCACUGAUGGUGGAGCGAGGAGUCCCCGGUCCAUUCUUAGUAUGUGGUCCUUUGUCUACUCUUCCAAAUUGGAUGUCUGAAUUCAAGAGGUUUACUCCAGAGAUUCCACUAAUGCUCUAUCAUGGAGCUCAGCAGGAACGUCGUAAACUGGUUCGUAAAAUUCAUGGGCGACAAGGAUCACUGCAAAUCCAUCCUGUGGUCAUUACUUCCUUUGAAAUAGCAAUGCGAGACAGAAAUGCCCUGCAGCACUGCUUCUGGAAAUACCUGAUAGUAGAUGAAGGUCACAGGAUUAAAAAUAUGAACUGCCGCCUUAUCAGAGAAUUGAAACGAUUUAAUGCGGACAAUAAACUCCUGUUGACUGGUACUCCCCUGCAAAACAACUUGGCAGAGCUUUGGUCCUUGCUUAACUUCCUGUUGCCAGACGUGUUUGAUGAUUUGAAAAGCUUUGAAUCCUGGUUUGAUAUUACCAGCAUUACAGAAACUGCCGAAGAUAUUAUUGCUAAAGAAAGGGAGCAAAACAUCCUGCAUAUGCUGCAUCAGAUUCUGACACCUUUCUUACUGAGAAGACUGAAAUCCGAUGUUGCUCUUGAGGUUCCUCCUAAACGAGAAGUUGUGGUAUAUGCACCACUGGCAAAGAAGCAAGACACUUUCUAUACUGCUAUUGUAAAUCGCACCAUUAGGAAACUGCUUGGAAAUAAUGAGGAAGAAGUAGUUGAGUUGAGCCCUACAGGCCGACCAAAACGCCGCAGUCGAAAACUGGUUGAUUAUUGUGAAGAACAUAAUGGUUCACCUGAUGACUUGGAAAAAUUGAUCAGCAAAAUGCAAGAGGAAGUAGAAAAAGAGAGGCCAGUGGUAGAAGUGAGUAUUCCCAUGGAUUCAGAGGUGAACCUUAAACUGCAGAAUAUUAUGAUGUUACUGAGGAAAUGUUGUAAUCACCCCUAUCUUAUUGAAUAUCCAUUGGACCCUGCUACACAACAAUUCAAGGUUGAUGAAGACCUAGUAAAGAAUUCAGGCAAGUUUCUACUCUUGGACCGAAUGCUUCCAGAACUGAAAAAGAGAGGACAUAAGGUCUUGUUGUUCUCGCAAAUGACUAUGAUGCUUGACAUUUUGAUGGAUUACUGCUAUCUGAGAGACUUCAAAUUUAGUCGAUUGGAUGGCUCUAUGUCCUACUCGGACAGAGAAGAAAAUAUGCGUCAGUUUAAUACUGACCCUGAAGUCUUCCUGUUCUUAGUGAGUACAAGAGCUGGAGGCUUGGGCAUUAACUUAACUGCGGCAGACACAGUUAUCAUAUACGAUAGUGACUGGAACCCCCAGUCAGACUUGCAGGCCCAAGACAGGUGUCACAGAAUUGGCCAGACAAAGCCGGUGGUUGUUUAUCGUCUUGUGACAGCAAAUACUAUUGACCAGAAGAUUGUGGAGAGAGCUGCUGCCAAGAGGAAGCUGGAGAAGCUGAUUAUCCACAAAAAUCAGUUUAAAGGUGGCAAAUCUGGUCUAGCACAGUCAAAGAGCUGCCUGGACCCUCAGGAAUUAAUAGAAUUGUUGAAAUCCAGAGACUAUGAGAGGGAGGUUAAAGGAUCUAAAGAAAAAGUAAUCAGUGAUAAAGAUCUAGAGUUACUCUUGGAUAGAAGUGAUCUUAUUGAUCAAAUGAAGACCUCUGAAAAAAUGAAAAAGGAAAAAAUGGGUGUCUUCAAGGUUCUAGAAGAAUCGUCAGAUUCCAAUGCAGAAUGUGUGUUUUAAUGUGCAAAUGUGGCCUGUAGUCUUACAGGAGAAACGUAUGACUGACCUAAGAUCUUCCAGAGAUGUCACUUACACGUACUGAUCCUUUACACUGACUUUCUUUAAGGCCUUGUUCAAAUCCCUUGUGUUCUUUCAGUGAAUUUUAACAUGUUCUACAGUAUAUAAUGCAGGUGAUAGUUUCAUGUUGUAGCUUUGGUAGGCUCUCAUAAAGAAUUAAGAAAAUGAGCAUGUUUCACAUCUGCAGCUAGCUCUUGUGAUCAGUGGUAAAAACUGGCAAAUUUGU
Messenger RNA from Nipponia nippon (crested ibis), 2389 nucleotides. NCBI's taxonomy places the organism in Eukaryota, Metazoa, Chordata, Aves, Pelecaniformes, Threskiornithidae. The record is from RefSeq and is a predicted model, not a curated record.